UUUAUUUUUUUUUUGGCAAUAACUGAAGAUUUUCUUUUGUGGAAAAUUCUGAUAAAGACGUCUCUGUCCAUCAUAAAACUUUAAAUUCUACAACUACAAACUUUUCAGUAAGAUUUUCAGACAAAGCCAAAUCUUAUAUUUAUAUUAAAAAUUUAUUUAAUAUGUAUAAGUAAUAUAUUCAAAACUUGGUGAGCAAAAAAAUGUGAAUCAACACUCCUAAAUUAAAAAUUCUGGCUCCACCGCUACCAGCUUCAAAUGUUCAUAGGUGCUUUAAGUUGUGGUAUGGCAAACUUUGGAACCAAAAUCAAAGUUAGUAGCGACUAGACUGGUCAAUAGUAUCAUCCACAAAAGUCAGGUGGUGAUGGACUGACCAUAAAAUGGGAAUGGAAUUUUUCUAUUCAAAUAUGGGAUGUAAACUUUGUCAAAGAGACAUUAAGAGCCUCACAAACUUCAAAUACUAGUCUAGCAGCCACCAUUUUUAACGAUUAUUCAACAAGAAAAAAAUAUGGCGCCGUAUCCCAAAGACUAUGAAGUAAAUACAAAUUUUGAGAAAUGCAUUUGCCACUUUCCAGAAGUUGAAACAUGACAUCAUCUAUGGAAGCUAGUUUCUUCCUAGUUUUUCUACUGACUUUCUGCUCUUCUAUAUACAGUAUUUUUUCUGCUACAACAACAGACUCAAUCACUACGAAUCAAUCUAUCGUAGAUGGAGAAACUAUUGUUUCAUCAGAUGGAACCUUUGAGCUGGGAUUCUUCAGCCCCAGCGGUUCCUCAAAUCGAUAUAUUGGGAUAUGGUACAAGCAAAUUCUUCCUUAUGUCCAAACAGUUGUAUGGGUUGCAAACAGAGAAAAACCACUGACCAAUACAUCUUCAGUACAACUGAAGAUAAACGUGCCAGGAAUACUUGCUCUUCUCAAUGAAAAGAAUGAAAGUAUAUGGUCCACUAACACCUCAAGAUCAGUCCAAAAUCCAGUUGCCGUGCUCCUAGAUUCUGGGAAUCUUGUUGUUAAAGAUGCAAAUGAUAAAAAUCCAGAGGAUUUCCUCUGGCAGAGCUUCCAUUUUCCAACUGAUACGCAUUUGCCUGACAUGAAGCUUGGCAAGAAUUUUAAAACUGGCUAUGAGAUUUACCUUUCAGCAUGGAAGAAUGAUAAUGAUCCAGCUCCAGGAGAAUUCACUCGUACCAUUGAUCCUACUGGAUAUCCACAGGCUCUCACCAAAAGUGGCACAAAUGUAUUAUACCGUAUAGGACCAUGGAAUGGUUUACGAUGGAGUGGAGCACCCACACCACUACUAACACAAAGCAGACUUUAUACAUUACAAUUUAUUUUUAAUAAGGAUGAGCUUUACUAUAUCUUUUCUCUCAUUAAUAACAGCUCGGUUUUAUCAAGAUUUGUCUUGAGUAGCAAUGGUGAUAUACAACGUUUCAUGUGGGUGGAUCAGACAAAGAGAUGGAAUGUUCACUACAAGUUACCUACAGACACUUGUGAUACAUAUAGCUUGUGUGGUGUGUAUGGGAGCUGUGACAUAUACAGUGAACCUAUUUGUGGAUGUUUGGAGAAGUUUGUACCUAAAUAUCCACAACAAUGGGAAAAGGGAGAUUGGACAGAAGGGUGUGUUCGGAGGAAACCCUUAGAUUGCAGCAAGGAACAUGUAUUUCUAAGAUAUUCUGGAAUCAAGUUGCCAGAUACUAAGCACACCCGGUACAAUAAAACGAUGACACUCGAUGAGUGUAGGCAAGUAUGCUCCAGGAAUUGUUCCUGCACAGCUUAUUCAAGUCUGGAUAUAAGCAAUGGAGACAAAGGUUGUUUAUUAUGGUAUGGGGAAUUAAUUGACAUCAGAAAGCUGCCUGAAAGAGGACAAGACAUUUUCAUCAAGAUGGAUUCUUCAGAGCAAGAAUCUGAGGUAGGUUCAACAAGAAAGAAGGCAAAGAUACUCACAGUGAGUUUUUCAUUGUUGAUGGCAACGAUUCUGUUGAUCCUGAUUUUGUUGUGGUACAAACGGAAAAAGAAGAAACUGAAACUCAGUGAAGAUAUUGAGCUGCCACUGUUCCCAUUUUCAACAAUAACAAGAGCCACAAAUAACUUUUCGUUCAACAACAAGAUUGGAGAGGGUGGAUUUGGACCAGUUUACAAGGGAGUGCUGGAAGAGGGACAAGAAAUAGCUGUAAAGAGACUGUCAAGGACUUCCAUGCAAGGACUUGAUGAAUACAAGAACGAAGUUAUCUAUAUUGCCAAGCUUCAGCACCGAAAUCUUGUGCGACUUUUGGGUUGCUGCAUUCAAGGAGAAGAAAAGAUGUUGAUCUAUGAAUACAUGCCUAACAAAAGCCUGGAUUCAUAUAUAUUUGAUAAAACAAAGAGCAAAUUACUUGAUUGGCCAAAGCGGUUUGACAUCGUAAAUGGAAUUGCUCGCGGAUUGUUAUAUCUUCAUCAAGAUUCUCGACUACGAAUUAUCCAUAGAGACCUUAAAGCAAGCAAUAUUUUGCUAGAUACAGAUAUGAAUCCUAAGAUAUCAGACUUUGGCAUAGCUAGAAGUGUUGCAGGAAAUGACAUGGGAGCAAAAACACGCAAUGUGGUUGGGACACAUGGCUACAUGUCGCCAGAAUAUGCAAUAGAUGGGAUCUUCUCAGUAAAAUCAGAUGUGUUUAGCUUUGGCGUAUUGGUGUUAGAGAUUGUGAGUGGCAAGAGAAAUAGAGGAUUUGUCCAUCAAGAUCACAACCUUAACCUUCUUGGUCAUGCAUGGAAGCUUUACAAAGAAGAUAGGUCCUUGGGACUAGCUGAUGAGCAUCUAGCUGAUACUUGCAAUAUUUGUCAAGUUUUAAGAUCAAUCCAAGUGGGUUUAUUAUGUGUGCAAAAACAUCCAGAUGAUAGACCAAGUAUGUUUUCUGUGGUUCAGAUGUUGACUAACGAAAGUCCACUGCCAAAAGCAAAAGAACCGGGAUUUUUCAUGGAGCGAAAUCUAUUUGAUGAAGCAAAAUCAGGAUCACAGACAAGCAGUUCAAAAAAUGAAUUCACAAUCACAUUGUUAGAUCCUCGGUAGGUUUGACAAAAAUAACUACUUGAAUAGGCAAAAUUAUAUUAGAACUUUGGUUAUUGUGAAAUACAGUACUACUGAGGAAACAUCGAGCUGAAUUUUUGUACUUGAAUAUAUUAUCUACUUAUGGAUGAAUCUUUAUUUAUUUCCAUUGUUCUUUGAAUAUAUAC
Molecule: messenger RNA, 3197 nt
Organism: Capsicum annuum
Lineage: Eukaryota; Viridiplantae; Streptophyta; Magnoliopsida; Solanales; Solanaceae
Product: G-type lectin S-receptor-like serine/threonine-protein kinase At4g27290
Exons: 6
Coding region: 583-3033 (816 amino acids)
Biological process (GO): recognition of pollen; protein phosphorylation
Molecular function (GO): ATP binding; protein serine/threonine kinase activity
Source: RefSeq, a predicted model, not a curated record